AUGGUGAGCACAAAGAGAGGAAUAGGGGUUGGAGCUGCCGGGACCCUAGUUUACAUGAGUUGUAAUAAAGGCGGUGUGGUUCACCAAUGCAUCGAGACGUUUCCAUUCACAAGGUUUGGUCUAGCAAAUGCCGCCUUGAUUAUAUUUUACUUAUCAUGUCGAUUUCUGAAAUGGCUGUUCUUUGGAAGACUUCGCAAAUACGAGGUGGAUAAGCUCAGGGAAAAGGUAUUGUACACGUUCCACGAGCUGGUGUUGGGGUUGCUCAUGGUGCGACUGUUGAACGUGGAGCCUUUUGGCAUCUCGAUAGUGCUAAAAUACUCGGGUUUGUUCUUAUGUGUUUUACUGUUGAAAUGUUUCCACUAUUUAUCCGUGGAUAGAGUUUCUACAAUUUUCUACCUGUCAUUGAACAAGCAGGACUGCAACAGAACCUUGCUACAUCUCAGGUUUGCUUUAGGGAUAUUGUUGAUGCAUUACAUCGAUAUUCGCUUCAUGAUAUGGUUCAGAAAUGAGCUACAAUAUGACAACGACAACGUGUUGUUGUAUGUGUUUGGAUUCGAGAUCGUCAACUUGUAUCCGUUCAUUCUCUCGACCUCGUUUGCCUAUCUCAUCCAGUUCCGCGAGUUCGUCAUGCAACUCAAGAAGGGCCCGGACUUUGCAUGGACUAAAAAGACGAGAUUGCUCUCUUUUGCAGAUAUCUUUUUCAAUGUGGUCAGGUUGGCCAUGUUCAUCGUUUUUACAUCAAUUUUCAUGGAGAGGUUCUCUCUACCUGCAUUGAACAUCGUUCCAGCAUCCUACAACAGUCUUCGGCUAGUCAUCGGUGAGUCCAGAAGACUGAUACAGCUACAGAGACAUUCAAUCCGUCUGCUUAAACUGACAAAACAGCUGAGGGAGCCGUCGUUAGAGUCGAUUGCUUUGACAGAUGACUCAUGCAUCAUUUGCAGAGAAGCCUUAGAGCUUAAGAAACAGAACGUGAAAAGGUUGGUUUGUGACCAUGCGUUUCACGUGGAAUGCCUGGAAAGUUGGUUGUCAAGAUCAUCCAGUUGUCCGUUAUGCCGUCACAAGCUUUAA
Molecule: messenger RNA, 1068 nt
Organism: Kuraishia capsulata CBS 1993
Lineage: Eukaryota; Fungi; Ascomycota; Pichiomycetes; Pichiales; Pichiaceae
Exons: 2
Coding region: 1-1068 (355 amino acids)
Source: RefSeq, a predicted model, not a curated record